This is a messenger RNA of Lethenteron reissneri (Far Eastern brook lamprey), 2466 nucleotides long. RefSeq names its product serine dehydratase (gene SDS). Gene Ontology annotation, biological process: L-serine catabolic process; L-threonine catabolic process. The record is from RefSeq and is a predicted model, not a curated record. NCBI's taxonomy places the organism in Eukaryota, Metazoa, Chordata, Hyperoartia, Petromyzontiformes, Petromyzontidae. Gene Ontology annotation, molecular function: L-serine ammonia-lyase activity; pyridoxal phosphate binding; threonine deaminase activity.
ACACGCACUCCACGCAUGCCGCCCGGAGGCGUUGUCCGCGAUCUCGCGUCUGAUUGGCUGCGCGACGGAGCCGCACCCCCGCGCCGCGGCUUAAGAGGCGGCGCCUCAGAGCAGCCGACUCCACGUGCUGAACGCUCCCUCCGCGUCGUCGUUCAUUGCGCUCUCGUCCCCGCUCAUCUCGCCCGCUCAUCACGCAAAUACCGAGCAGCAGCAACAGCAGCAGCAACAACAACAGCAGCAGCAGCAACAACAGCAGCAGCCAUGCCCGUGAUCGAGACCAUCACGGUGGAAGCUCCCACCUUGGAGCAGCAGCAGGACACGGCGCAGGCGCUCAAGGGUUCGUCCCCGGGCUCCCCCACGACAUCGCUGCUGCUGCCCCUGCUGCCCCUUCACGCGUGCACGCCGUUGCGCGAGAGCCUGGCGCUGGGCCGCGUGGCCGGCACGCGCGUGCUCCUCAAGCUCGACAACGCGCAGCCCUCGGGCUCCUUCAAGAUCCGCGGCAUCGGACACCUCUGCCAAGUGUCGGCACGGAGAGGAUGUCAGCGAUUCGUUUGCUCCUCCGGCGGGAACGCCGGCCUGGCCGCCGCUUACUCUGCGCGGAUGCUGGGCGUGCCGGCCACCAUCUACGUCCCCACCACCACCCCGAACUUCACGGUGGAGCGCUUGCGCGACGAGGGGGCCACCGUCAACAUUCACGGACAGAUGCUGGACGAUACGAUUGAGUACGCGAUGGAGGUGGCCAAAGCCAACAACUGGGUCUACAUUCCCCCAUUUGACAACCCUCUCAUUUGGGAGGGCCACGCGAGCCUGGUGCACGAGCUGAAGGCCUCCAUGCACUCCAAGCCGGGUGCCAUCGCCCUGUCUGUGGGUGGUGGAGGCCUCAUGUGUGGCGUGGUGCAGGGCCUGAGGGAGGUGGGCUGGGAGGAUGUCCCCAUCAUCGCCAUGGAGACGCGAGGGGCCGACAGCCUCAACGCCGCGCUUCAGGCUGGGAAGCUCGUCACACUACCCAGCAUCACCAGCGUAGCGAAAAGUUUGGGCGCCAAAAGGGUUGGCGCCUACUCGUUCAAGGUGGCCAAUGAACACCCGGUCUUCUCAGAGGUCAUCUCUGACCAGGAGGCUGUGAAAGCCAUGGAGAGGUUUUUGGACGAUGAGAAGAUCCUGGCGGAGCCGGCGUGCGGGGCGGCGAUCGCGGCCGUUUACUCCAAGGUGAUCCAGAAGCUGCAGGGGGAGGGCAAGCUGAGCUGGGACCUGCCCUCCGUGGUGGUGAUAGUGUGCGGGGGCAGCAACAUCACGCUCAAGCAGCUCUACCUCCUCAAGGAGCAGCUGGGCAUGGACGACGACACGUCCUCGUGAGAGGCUGCGUCGCCUCGUUGAAAAGGGCCCGGAGUGGGGGUGGGCAGGAGCGUUAAAUUGUCUUUGCUUGGACACGAGCAGGAGAGACACGAGCCUAUAAUGAGAUUAAAAAGUGAGAUGUGAAUAGCAAUAGUGUUUUUAAGUAUUUUUUUGUAAGUUAUAUAUGGGAAUUAUUUUUGUAGGGAUAGAGUUUCAGUACGAAACGCUUUGCAGAGUCUACCGAUUUGGACUUUUGUCUGUCGUUACUCAGAAGCUCGUUUGGGGGUUAUUUCCUGUUGCGGGAAAAGUCAGAAAUGAAAAUCGGUAGGUAUAGUGUUGAAGAGUGGGUUUUGUAAUGUUAUGUGGGGAUUUGUUUUGCAGGGAUAAAAUUUUAAUAUAAAAUCGAUGCAUAUUGUCGACUGAAAUUUAACUUUUUGCGUUAAUUGCAACUAAGAAACGUGUCUCUUAAUUCCCUGUCUUGGUCUUAGGGACUCUACCGCCAUUCGUGUCCGCUGUUGUAUUUGUAUUUUUUUUUUUACCGACAGCCACCAAGCAGUCUCUGUUAUUGCUUGCAAUUGGAGGAUGUCACGUUGGCCGUCGUACCAAAUGGCAUUCGGAGUUCGUCUCUGGGGUUUACGAAUGUGCACCCGCAUGUUGUUAAGAAGCCAACCUCAACUCAAAGGUUUUGUCAGCUGUGCUGACACAAUCUCCGUUCACACACCGACAAAUUCUCACUCAUGUGAAACUGGUCGGGCGAGAGCAAUAGUGCACAACGAUGGAGCUGGAAUGCUGCGAAGUUGGUGGGGCGUGGGUUGGAAUUCUGUUGUCGUAGGUGAAGGUGUGGAGGGGCACCAAGUGGUGCAUAGGUGUUCACCAAAGGCACUUUGGAACAUUACAAAUAUAUAACUUGUCGUUUCUGUUGUACAUCCGGCCCAAAAUAUUUGAAGGCACAUUCUACUGUACCGAUAUCUACAUCAUUUUAGUGUUCUUGAAAUGUCGUUUUUAGUUAUAAUGCUGGAUUUUAUAAUGAAUAUUUCGUAAACAUUUUAAACACUGUAUAGUAAAAGCAAUAUUUAAUGUUUUGCUGUUACGUUUCGGUGCGUACUGUAAUAAAUUUGUUGAAAGGCCAGAAAA